This is a messenger RNA of Poeciliopsis prolifica (blackstripe livebearer), 1468 nucleotides long. RefSeq names its product nuclear distribution protein nudE homolog 1-like. The record is from RefSeq and is a predicted model, not a curated record. The transcript has 9 exons. Lineage: Eukaryota; Metazoa; Chordata; Actinopteri; Cyprinodontiformes; Poeciliidae. Gene Ontology annotation, biological process: mitotic centrosome separation; establishment of mitotic spindle orientation; centrosome localization. Gene Ontology annotation, molecular function: microtubule binding. Gene Ontology annotation, cellular component: kinesin complex; centrosome; kinetochore. The coding region runs from base 148 to 1179 and encodes 343 amino acids.
ACGUCAUCUAAUUUGUUAUUGGCCAGUUGACGUUGACAAAAUGAAUGGCAAAUUUUAUUGUUCGACGCUUUCCCGAAGCGGCGAGUAACUUUCUGACUUCCAACUCAAGGACCGAAGAGCCUGCUGUGAGCCGUGACCGCGCUGGAGAUGGGGGACCAGGAAGCGCCUCAGUUUGGAUCCGUGGAGGAAGAACUGGAGCACUGGAAGGAGGAGGCGGCCCGGCACCAGCAGAUUGCGGUGGAAGCGCAGGAGGAGCUGCAGGAGUUCCAGCAGAUGAGUCGGGACUACGAGGUGGAGCUGGAGACGGAGCUGAAGCAGCUGGAGGCCAGGAACCGCGAGCUUCUCUCAGCCAACAACCGUCUGCGCAUGGAGCUGGAGAACUACAAGGACAAGUACGAGACGCAUCACUCUGAGGCGUGCCGACAGAUCUCCAACCUGGAGGGAGACCUGGCCGAAACCGCGGCCGUCAGAGAUCAGCUCCACAAGUACAUCAGGGAGCUGGAGCAGGCCAACGACGACCUGGAGAGGACCAAGAGAGCGACCAUCAUGUCUCUGGAGGACUUUGAGCAGCGGAUGAACCACGUCAUAGAGAGGAACGCCUUCCUGGAGAGCGAGCUGGACGAGAAGGAGAAUCUCUUGGAGUCGGUUCAGAGGCUGAAGGAUGAAGCCAGAGACCUUCGGCAGGAGCUCGCCGUGCAGCAGAAACAGCAGGUCCAGGACAGGAAGCCGUCCAUCAGCAGCUCCGUCAAAGAGCCUUCGUCCUCUUCGUCGUCGACCGGGUUGCCCACCCCACCUCUCACCCCCCCAGACAGCAGGAUGGAGGAUAAAUCCUCGGCUCCGCCCAGACCUGUAGCCUCCUCUGAGGACGUCAGCACGGCGCCGCCCUCCGCCAGCAGAGCUGAAAGCAUCUCUGCGAUUCCUCUCACCACGUCGGCGAGAAUCUCUGCUCUGAACAUCGUCAGUGAGCUGCUGAAGAAAGUCGGGAGCCUGGAGUCGAAGCUCGCGUCCUGUCGGAAUUAUGUCAACGAGCAGACGGCGAACCGCAGACAGCACAGCGCAGGAUCUGGAUCAGCGCCGGCCCAGAGCAACCCAUCAGAGACCCAUCCCACCAACGGCCUCUACAACAAGGGUCUUGUGAAGAGGCUGGACUUUGGUGCAGGAUCCAAGCUGCUGCUGUGAACCCGACCCGACCUCUCCGUCUCCUCUUAGCGGGUCAGGAUGGUCCAAACCUCACCUGGACUCGGUCGGUACCUGACGGGCCUCACUGACACCGAGCAGCUGAGGCUAAACGGAUGGAGGUUUAGUUCGUCUUUUAUCAGGACUUCUUCUUCAGCACUUGCACUUGUCUUGAACGUUCGUUCUGGACUUUUAGUUCCGACUCCCUGAGUCUGGAUUUGAAGACAUAUUUUUAUGUGUUCAGACUGAAUGAGAAGCUAAACUCAUUAGUUGAUUAAAACAGUGAAAGUUU